Molecule: messenger RNA, 1392 nt
Organism: Penicillium canescens
Lineage: Eukaryota; Fungi; Ascomycota; Eurotiomycetes; Eurotiales; Aspergillaceae
Product: N-ethylmaleimide reductase
Exons: 6
Coding region: 1-1392 (463 amino acids)
Source: RefSeq, a predicted model, not a curated record
AUGGCCGAACACAAUGAACUCAAUCUAGAUGACAAAUUCCAUUUUGUUUCCCUCAAAAACCUAGAUGACCGCACAGAAAGGCGCCUCGCCCGAUCACACGCUGUAGCCCGGGGCCUUGAGAACAAACGCAAGCUCCAGCAAAAGUUGGGUCUCAAUUUCCGUGGAGUAUCUUCAAAAGAUGAUUCUGGUCGCAACCUGAGCAAAAGAAAGAGAGGCCAAUCACUUGCCUCGCCACCUUUAUCCCUGUCUACAUAUGCGUCCAGUGCGUCCCAAAUGCUCGCUGCGGAGUCACCAAAGCUGCAGGUAUUGUUAAGUCAACACAAAAUGCAACAUUCGACGGAGCCAAUCUUUAGCGUUUUAGACGAGCUUGUGCUCCAGAACUUUCGCUCUGUUUUCCGGAAAGGGCUAGAUGACCAUGCCUUUUUGAAUGCCGCUAUGCUCACAUUUGCAUUCGCGGUCACUGAUGGCUGCAUCAAUAGUGAGUGCCUCCAAUAUCAGGGUCAGGCUCUUAGUUCCAUUCGUCGAAGGAUGGACUCUCCAGAUAUGGCUACCACGGAGUCGACAUUAGGUGCUAUCUUGCUAUUAGCUAGGGUAGAGGCUCAGCUUGGAAUACCGCGACAAGUCCAACUCCACAUGGGGGCAAUACAGCAGCUCCUAGACAUAUGUCGAAGAAAGGGUGUGUAUUUGAGUGAUGGUAUCAAGCGUGCCAUAUUCUGGUCAGACUUGAAUUCCUCGGUUAUGACAGGGUCCAGCCGAGUUGUUGAUCACACAACCUUCUCCGAGCUUCAAUGGAAAAGAGAUCCUUUCGUUCAGAAUUCCUUCACCCUGCCACCUGGAUUCCAGGCCCACUCUCACUUGCUGGGCCAAGAGUUUGUUGAGGUGCUCAAAGACGUCUUUGCAUUGCAAUGUAUCCGAGACUCUACCUUUUUCGGUGAAGAGGAUAUCAUUUCGAUGGCACACAUUGAUAACCACCAGGCAUCUAUCCAGUCGAGAUUGGUAAACUUACCAAAUUGUUGCUCAAUUUCAGAGUGCUGCCAUCUAGCGGCAUAUCUAUGCUCAACUAUGCUACGCUGUAAGCUUUGGCGUACUUCAACUAUUCCCUCCCACCUUUCAUUGCAGUUGCUCAAUAAGCUACGAGAAGCAAACCAUGAUUUUUUAUGGGAUGAUUGGCCUGAGUUGCUGGCUUGGUUACUACACAUCGGCGGAGCUUUUGCUCCUUCGGGAACUAUACAAUCAGGAUACUUGGCACUGUUGCAUUUGAACCGCAAAACAAGGCUUAGGGGCUUAUAUUCAUCAUGGCCUGAUUUGUUGGAAAUCCUGAAGCAGUUUAUUUGGUCAGAGAAGGCUUUUGAAUCCCAGGUCAAGGCUUUCUGCGAAGAAAGUCAUAUUUGA